AUGUCAGUGGGCACCAAUAUUUAUGGGGAUUACUGUGAGAAAAUGGCCCAGAUGGACCAGGAGGAUGGUUUCAUGAGUUGGGGUAGGAGAGGGAGCCUUGAUGGUCCCAAUUCAUUGUUUGGCAUUGUUUACCAUGUGAUAUACCAUAAAGCCAAGAGAGCAUAUCUCAAAGCUUCAUCACUUGUUCCUGGGCUUUCCAUCACUACUCAGAAGGUUGUAGAAAUCUCCACAACUGGGUCACUUGUCAAACUUGUCAAUCCCAACAUCAUUAUGGCAUCUGCCCACCUCCCUUCUGACAAGGCCAAGGAGAUCAACUCUCAAGACCUUACAUGGCUAUUCCCUUACUGCUUAAUGGAUGGUUCCACUCCUCUCAUUUGCAAGGCAGAAACUCUGCAACUGUUGUCUACCAAGGCCAUCACAGUGAUUUGCCUGCAAUGCAAUGACUCAACAGACAAUCCACAGUCCCAUAUGAGUGGGCAUAUCCUCCAGUCCAUUUGCAGAGUUGAAGAAGUGAUUGUCUCUCCCAUUGAUCACCUCUUCCCUUGUGGCUUUUGUGGUCAUUCUCAGCUCCAGCAUCCAGAUUGUGUGAUCAAGGUCCAGAUCAAGUUUGCAUAUGUGGAGAAAGGCUCAAAGAGGCACCCAUGUCACAAUGUACCUGUGACCAAUUGGCAAGAUGGAGUUUGGAGGUACAAUAUGGAGCACCACCUGAACUUCUACCACUCAGAAUACACACACCCUGACAAGGUUUCUGGCCUUCCUCUGCCAUGCAAGUUUGCCACUGCUACCCUUCUGGAUCCCCAUGAGGAGGAGAAGUUCAGUGUCCCUCAGCACCCCACAUCUACCAACAUCAUCAAGAAGGAUAUGGAAGGCAUGUCUGCCUGUGAGAUGUGCAGGUCUGCCAAUGCAAAUGCUUUUGCUGCCAGUGCCACAAGAGCAUCCAUGGUGGUGGUGGCCAUCCAGAGUGUGAUCCUUCUCCCAAUGCCUCCCAAAAGCAACAGUGAACCCAAGGUAGUGGCAUGGUGGAUGCCAGUAGAAGAAGAGAAACUUGUUGAGUUUCUCUACUCCCAUUGUGCAGAGGCAAUGGAUGGAAUGGGGAAUUUCAAGCCACAAAUGUACAACCACCUUCCUGCUGCUAUUGCAGCCUAUCAAAUGCCUGGGACUCCUGUGAAGACACAAUUGCAAUGCAAGAACAAGUGGAGGGUGUGCCUGAUAUUCAGCUGA
Messenger RNA from Pisolithus orientalis, 1221 nucleotides. RefSeq lists its product as uncharacterized. Lineage: Eukaryota; Fungi; Basidiomycota; Agaricomycetes; Boletales; Pisolithaceae. Bases 1 to 1221 code for a protein of 406 amino acids. The record is from RefSeq and is a predicted model, not a curated record. The transcript is spliced from 11 exons.